AGAUUAAUUCCGUAUUUCGUUUUAGUCUCGCGGCAACGACGCCCGCGGUCGGUCGCUUACACGUGACCGUCAGUAUACUGUCGGUGUUUAGUUUAAAGAUCAUUUCCUACAUAUCAGCUAAGUGAAAAUACAACGCCAUGGAUCCCGAAGCCUUCUUAGACCUGGCCAAUCAGGUCAUCAAACUCAAAAUGUAUCCAUAUUUCGAUAUAGCGCAUUCACUAUUAUGUGCUCUAUCAGUCAGAGAAGAUUUAGGAACAGGUGCCCAAGCGUUUUCUCGUAAGCAUCCCCUGUCGUGCUGGCUGUCAACAAUGUUGGUUAUCUUCGCGGGCGGAAUGGUCGCCAAUGGACUGUUGGGAGAACCCAUUCUAGCUCCACUUAAGAACACUCCGCAACUUCUUAUUGGAACUGUCACAUGGUACGUCGUAUUCUACACGCCGUUCGACGUGGGAUACAAGGUGGCCAAGUUCUUGCCGGUCAAAGUUGUGGCUGCAACGAUGAAGGAGAUCUACCGCGCCAAGAAGGUGUACGACGGUGUCAGCCACGCGGCCAAACUGUACCCUAACGCCUAUAUCAUAAUGAUUAUAAUUGGUACAAUAAAGGGCAAUGGCGCCGGGUUUACGAAACUGGUGGAGAGACUCAUCCGCGGUGCCUGGACACCAACCGCCAUGGAGACCAUGCAGCCGAGCUUCUACACGAAGGCAUCUCUGGUCGCCUCUAUUAUGUUUGUGCUGGACAAGAAGACGGACCUCAUAUCAGCGCCGCACGCUCUCGUCUACUUUGGCAUCGUCAUUUUCUUUGUCUACUUUAAGUUGUCAUCGAUUCUACUGGGAAUCCACGAUCCAUUCGUGCCUUUUGAGAAUCUAUUCAGCGCUCUGUUCCUUGGCGGCAUUUGGGAUUCUCUCGCCAAGCUUCUUGGAAAGGGACAGCCUAAGGAAGAGACAAAAGACAGUAAAAAGACUAAUUAGGAAGAUAUCCAACUGACACCGACGUUUGCUUGAAGGAACUAAAGAAAAACGAAAAAAAAAAUAGUAAAACUCGUAAAUUUAAAAAAAAUGGCACAACGACCAAAGAUGAUGUUUGUAUUACCACUAGUCAUAACUUAGAGUAAGACGGCAUAUGGUUACUAUUUUAAGAUUGAAAUUUAAUUUGACAUUUUAUAAGUAUUUUCAGCACGAUUAUGUCAAUUCACUGACAUCUACUAAAUACCACUGGACUGUCAAAGUGCUUUUGUGCCUGUUUGAUGUUCGCCAUUUUGGCGCUGUUGGCCAUGUAGCGAGAGUCUGCGGUACUAAAAGCAGUGAUGACAACCUCAGCAAACGGAACUACUAACACGGAAAACGAACGAAAUUAAUUCAAAAUGCAAAAAUACUUCACAGUAUUGUACGUUCCUUCACAGCUAUUUGUAUUAUAUAUAAAAAUUAGUUCUCUGGACGCUCGCGAGUGGCGCUUCAAAAAGGCACAAAAAAUUUGCUGUCAAAGAUAUGGAACAGCAUCUCCAGUGGUAUUUGUACAAGGCACAAAAAAUUUGCUGUCAAAGAUAUGGAACAGCGUUUUCAGUGGUAUUUGUACAGGUCAGUGUUUCAAUUGUAUUCUAGGAUUUUUAUUAUAUAAUACAUAUAUUGAAGGUACAAUGUUUACGCACAUUUUAACGCAUAAUAAGUAGUUAUAUUUUCCUGGUAUCUUUAAUCAUUUGUAGUCGCACAAUUAUUCUUAAUGUUAUUUUAUGUCAAAUAAGAGCAUUGUAUUUAUUUUACUACGGGUAAUUUAUCAAUGCUGUUCGAACAAAAAAAAAUAUAUAAAUUAUCUGUGUUUGGUUAUGGGUAGUUUAUCUAUAAUUUAUGGUUUGGUUGUUAUUGAUGUAAUAAAAUCUAUUCCAUAAAUAAAACUUAAUAGGACAAUCUCUUACUUUUUCUAAAUAAAUUAAAAAUAAAACUCUUGUUAUGUGUGGUUUGCAAACACAGUAUAAACAAUAGGUAAUAAUUGAUAUUUUGAAUAUACUAAGAACAGUGUUGAUAAAUUACAUUUAUUGUUCGAAAGUAAAAAGUAAGUUCGAAACGAAAAACGAGAACGACUUUCUUUUCAAAAUGAAUGAAUUUUAUUUUACACAUCAAUUAUAGAGUCAUUAAAUACAAAAUAUAAUCAUUAAUAUUCCUUUCUAUGGAGAAACUACAAAAAAGACAGUUUUUGAUAAUGAGCACAGAACAAAAAUACUUUAGUAUAAUUGUAUUUUACUAUGGGAUUAGUUACAAUGAAACACUAGCCCGAAUGCUUGGGUGCACGCGUUCGGAGUUACUGUUUCGUUUAUUAUUUAAAUAUACUUUAAUUUAUUUAUUAAGUGAAAAGGGAGCAAUAAACUAUGAUUUAUAUAA
Messenger RNA from Leptidea sinapis, 2369 nucleotides. Its product is annotated as trimeric intracellular cation channel type 1B.1. The transcript is spliced from 7 exons. Gene Ontology annotation, molecular function: potassium channel activity; identical protein binding. Gene Ontology annotation, biological process: potassium ion transmembrane transport. The record is from RefSeq and is a predicted model, not a curated record. The coding region runs from base 138 to 965 and encodes 275 amino acids. Gene Ontology annotation, cellular component: membrane. Lineage: Eukaryota; Metazoa; Arthropoda; Insecta; Lepidoptera; Pieridae.